GUACAGCGGGGGUGAGCGGACCUGGAAAGCAACGUCGCGGGAAUUGCACUCAGCAGACGCGGAUCGAGGGCAGUGUUACUUUCGCAUGUCUGUUACUUUGUCCCGACUGUCUCACUCCAAAGACUUCCUACAAUCAGAAGUGGCCUCGGGUGAAUCCACAGCUGGCAAAGUACAAGGUCAAAGUAGAGCAGGCACGCGUCUGUGUCUCCUAGAGCCGUGUACGUUCCCACGAUGACGGCAGGUCUCACCUCGACUGCCUCCUGGCCACUGCUCUCAGCCUUCCUCUCCUUCAUACACCCACCUCACUGUCAGCGCAUCCCCCUCUUCAUCAACAACCCCUACCCAUGGUCCUGGCUAUGGCCAAUUGUCCUCCUUCAGACCUACCUCCUCUUCAAUGUCCCCUCCUCCAAGAACCCCCUUCUGGCAAAUCACGCCAGGCCUAUCCGGCUACUCCUCCUCAUCCCAGAGACGAUCCUCUGCUGCCAUGUAGCCUUCGCCUAUCGCUUUCAACGGCCUGACGAAGCAGUGCCGCCCUCGUGGAGGAUUGUGGGAGAGAGGGACUUUGAUUUUGUCUGUGGAGUCAUGGCCGCCUACUGCUGGGCAAAGUCGCUGGAAUUUGCAAUUGCAAAGGAGAGACCCAUGUUGGAUGAGGGGAAGAGGUGGGACUUUAACCUGGGAGUUGAGAAGAAGAAGAAGAAAGAAGAGGGAGCAAGUGGGCAGACAGAGAACACGGACAAGACCAACGGAGCUGCCAAGGUCAAUGGAUCUGCUAUGCAGCUCAGAAAGCGCAAGACAGACGUGCCCACGAUCCCUGAUCCUCAGGAGGUGGUGAGCGAUGCAGCUCAUAUCCUCUACUUUCCGAACACGUCCAUACCCCUCUGGCUAGAUGUAGCUACCAAUCUUCGUGGUCUUGGCUGGAAAUGGGGCAUCGCUUCACCGGCCUCGGGGCCAGCGCCGGUACCAGCAACCCUCCGACAUCCUCAGACCAUGCGCUUUCUCCUGUCGCGGCUCUGGACCUGCCUCUCCCUCGGUACUUUCCUCCACUUCUCACAUGGAGUCAUCGUCAAACCACUCUACAUAGCCGCCUACGAUCACCCUGCCGGCUCGCUCGCAUCCCAACCCUACGCCUCCUCGUGGAUUGCGACGACCUUUGUGCAGGGCGUCUUCACCCUCUUGCUGGGGUCAAUGGUGCUCGCGCCCAUCCAGGGCGUCUUCUCCCUCCUGUCAAUCAUAUCGGUCCUGGUAGCGCCCAAGACACAAUACUGGUGGGAGCCUCUACCCUUCAAUGAUCCCUUUCAGUCCACCUCACUCAAGGAGCUCUGGGGUGAGCGAUGGCACGCUCUCUUCCGGCGAGCCUGGUACAUCUGCGGGUAUAGACCUGCUGAGCUACUAGCGCAGCGAGCCGGGGUGGGAAAGAAGGGAACGAGGAUGGUUGCCGUCCUCAAUACCUUUUUGAUGAGUGGAAUCUUUCACGAGUUUGGCCUUCACGUCAUGAGGACCUCUACGGCAGGGUCUGCAGUCACACUAGCUGCUUCGUUGAGAGGGGAAGUCUGUCCUCCCCUCGACUCCCGCUCUCAAGGGUUCGGAGCCAACUCUUUUAGCACCACUCGCUUCUUCCUCACACAGGCCGUGGGUCUGAUACUAGAAUCAGUCCUCUAUCCCCUCAUCGUCCGACUCUUCCCUUCUGCAGCCCGGGAGAAGAGACGCGGCUGGCAAUGGCUGGCAUGGAUUUGGGUGCUGGUCUGGUGCGCUGUUACCGGGAGAGGAGUGGUGCAGACGUGGAUAUGGCACGGAUUCGUGGACGAUGUCAGCACGCCCGCACCAACAUUUCUGAGCGGUACACUCGCGGGGCGGUUUGUCGCUCUGGUGGUCAGAGCCGGAGAUAUGGUUGCUGGACGGUAGAGUUGUAGAGCGCCCACCCGGCGCCCUCGCAUACACAUUAUUAUUACUGUAGAUUUCGUACAUCGCAACAACAGCAUCUUUCUAGCAUCCCCGCCCUC
Molecule: messenger RNA, 2000 nt
Organism: Microstroma glucosiphilum
Lineage: Eukaryota; Fungi; Basidiomycota; Exobasidiomycetes; Microstromatales; Microstromataceae
Exons: 1
Coding region: 232-1902 (556 amino acids)
Biological process (GO): lipid metabolic process
Source: RefSeq, a predicted model, not a curated record